This is a messenger RNA of Hansenula ciferrii, 3945 nucleotides long. RefSeq names its product Oligomycin resistance ATP-dependent permease (gene YOR2). Gene Ontology annotation, biological process: transmembrane transport. Bases 1 to 3945 code for a protein of 1314 amino acids. Gene Ontology annotation, cellular component: plasma membrane. The record is from RefSeq and is a predicted model, not a curated record. Lineage: Eukaryota; Fungi; Ascomycota; Saccharomycetes; Phaffomycetales; Wickerhamomycetaceae. Gene Ontology annotation, molecular function: ATP hydrolysis activity; ABC-type xenobiotic transporter activity; ATP binding. The transcript has a single exon.
AUGUUGUUCAAGGAUAAAGACAUUGGGCUGGAAACCAAAGAUGAGCCUAAGGGGUCAAAAAGAUUGAUGACACCAUUCUUGUCCAAAAGAAUUCCCAUAGUGCAAUCUGAUGAAGAGAGAACAACUUUCCCACAUAAAAGGGUCAACUUCAUAUCAAGAUUGUUUUUCUUUUGGCUCAUACCACUGUUGAAUCGAGGAUACAAAAGAACGUUGGAAUUUAAUGACCUGUGGAAAUUAGAUGAAGAAAGCUCUAUUUCAGUGGUUUAUGAAAAAUUUAAAGACAAGCUUGAUCAGCUUACUGAUGCAUCCACGUCUCCAGAUAAAAGACUAGGAAAUUGGAAAGUUUUAAGGGCCAUAGUAACUGUCUUUAAAUGGGAAUUUUCAAAAGCUUUGGCUUUGAAGGCUUCUGGGAAUGUCUUUCAAGUUAUUGCUCCCUUGUUAAUCAAGUAUCUUAUCCAAAAUGUUGAAUUAAGAAUAAUUGACCCUUCAAGAUCAGUUGGACCAGGUGUUGGAUUUGCUUUAGGUAUAGCUGCUGUUUUGUUUUUUAAUACAAUUUCCAUAGUUCAUGCGGCUUAUAAUACUAAAACUAUUGGUGCUCAUACAAACUCUAUAUUAACAAGAGCCAUAUUGGAAAAAUCCAUAUCUGCGAGCUCUAAAACAAGAUUUGAUUUCCCUAAUGGGAAAAUUGUCUCUUUGAUGAGUGGAGAUAUAGCAAAAAUUAACAUUGGAAUAACUUAUUGUGCACAUUUUUUGACUUUACCAAUUCCUAUAAUCAUUGGUAUUGCAUUAUUGAUUUCAAACAUUGGUGCUGCUUCGUUAGCUGGUAUAUCAUUAUUUAUCAUCGGUGUUCCACUAUUAACUUUUCCUGCUAAAUGGAUGAUCAGCGUGAGAUCUAGUGCUGCAAAAUAUACAGAUGAAAGAGUAUCAUUAAUUAGAGAAGUUUUAGAUGCUAUGAAGAUGAUUAAAUUUUAUUCUUGGGAGGAUUCAUAUGAAGAAAGAAUUAUCCAAGCUAGAAAUAAAGAAAUGUCAUAUGUUUUCAAGUUCCAAUUUGCUAUCAAUAGUAUCUUAUCAGUUGCUGUCAGCUUACCCACUUUUAGUUCAAUGUUGGCAUUUUUAACAUUGUAUGCAAUUACACCAGGAAAUAACCCAGGUAAUAUUUUCUCAUCUUUAGCUUUGUUCAAUGUUCUUUCUGGAUUUGUUACAGAUCUACCAAUGCUUAUAUCAUUUACAUCUGCUGCUAUUGUUAGUUUGAGAAGAAUUUCUGAAUAUCUUGAAGCUCCAGAUUCAACAUCACAAAUUGAAUAUUUAGUACCAUCAGACCCCAAAAUUGCUUUAAAAGUUGAAAAUGGUUCUUUUGAAUGGGAAAAUUUCCGCAACGUAAAUGAUGAAGACUACUUAUCCAACGGAUUGAAAAAUAUAACAUUCAACAUUAAAAAGGGUGAAUUUGUUGUCUUGAUGGGGUCAAUUGGAUCUGGUAAAUCCUCAUUAUUAUCUGCAGUUUCUGGGUUAAUGAAACAAACUUCAGGUGAAAUUUCAUUAGAUGGAUCAAUAUUAUUUUGUGGUAUACCUUGGUUACAAAACUCUACUGUUAAAGAGAACAUCUUGUUUGGCAAUGACUUUGACGCUAAUAGAUAUCAUAACACACUAAGAAACUGUGCUUUAGAAGCGGACUUAAAAUUAUUGCCAGCUGGUGAUAUGACUGAAAUUGGUGAAAGAGGUGUAACUUUAUCUGGGGGUCAAAAAGCUCGUAUCAAUUUGGCUCGUGCAGUUUAUGCAAAUAAAGACAUAUACCUUCUUGAUGAUGUGUUAAGUGCAGUUGAUGCUAAUGUUGGUAAUCAUAUCGUUGAAAAAUGCUUUUUGGAACAAAUGUCGAGCAAAACAAGAAUAUUGGCUACUCAUCAAUUAUCAUUAGUCUCUAGAGCUGAUAAAAUCAUUUUCUUGAAUGGCGAUGGCUCGAUAGAUGUUGGAACUCAAAAGGAAUUAUAUGAAACCAAUUCCAGAUAUAGAUCAAUGAUGAGUUAUGCUAUUACAGAAAGUAAUAAAGAAGAAAACUCUAAAUCUGGAAAAGAUAUAAAUGAACAAACUGAGACAGUUAAGCUUAAUAGUGAUGGUAAAUUAGUUGAAGAUGAACAAAAAGCCAAUGAUAGUAUACCUUUUAGGAUAUAUGUACAAUACUACCAAGCUUCUCGUGGUGUUUUUGGUAUAUCUGCUUUACCUUUCCUACUUUUGUCUUUAACACUUUCAAUUUUCAUUAGUUUGUUUUCAAGUGUUUGGCUAUCAUUUUGGGUUGACAAUAAAUUCAAUCAAGGUAACGGAUUCUAUAUUGGGAUGUAUGUUGGUAUCGUUAUACUAGGGUUCAUUUUUCUAUGUGUGGAAUUAAGCGGAAUGGGAUAUUUUAUUACUGAAGCUUCCAAAACUUUGAACUUGAGUGCAGUGACAAAGAUUCUUCAUACACCAAUGAGUUUCAUUGAUACAACACCAAUGGGUAGAAUUUUGAAUAGGUUUACCAAAGAUACCAACUCUUUGGAUAAUGAGAUUGGUGAACAGUUAAAGAUUUUCUUACACUUAGCUGCCACUAUUUUUGGAGUAUUAAUAUUGUGUGUUAUUUAUCUUCCUUGGUUUGCAUUAGCUCUACCACCUUUAGCUAUUAUAUUUUUACUCACAGUAAAUUAUUACCAAGCAACCUCUAGGGAAGUCAAAAGAAUAGAAGCAUUAAGAAGGUCAUUUGUCUAUAACAAUUUCAAUGAAGUAUUGAGUGGACUGGAAACUAUAAAAUUAUAUAAAUCUGAAAAAAUAUUUGUUAACAAGAAUGAUAGGUACUUAGACCAAUUGAAUGAAGCUUAUUUGGUCACCGUGGCAAACCAGAGAUGGAUCAUAAUGGUUGUUGAUUCAAUGGCCACCGCUGUUGCUUUAAUUGUUAUGUUCUUGUCAUUGUUCAGGGUUUUCAAUAUUAGUGCUGGAUCAACAGGGCUAAUAACAACAUCAGUUUUGAGACUGUGUGAAAGUUUGACACAAGCUUUACUGUCAUAUUCAGAAACUGAGAAUGAAAUGAAUUCUGUCGAAAGAUUAUGCUAUUAUGCAAAUGAUCUGGAUCAGGAAGCAGAUUAUCACAGAAAGGACAAUAUACCUCAUCAAUCAUGGCCACAGAAAGGUGCCAUAGAGUUUCAGAACAUUUCAUUCAGAUAUAGACCCGAGCUACCUUUAGUUUUAAAGAAUUUGAGUGUUGAUUUGAAGAGUGGUGAAAAAAUGGGUAUUUGUGGUAGAACAGGUGCAGGUAAGAGCUCAUUAAUGGCUACGCUAUAUAGAUUGAACGAGCUUUCCAGCGGGAAGAUUUUGAUUGAUGGUGUUGAUAUCAGCCAAUUGGGAUUACAUGAAUUAAGAUCAAAGUUGACUAUUAUCCCACAGGAUCCAGUAUUAUUUCAAGGUACCAUUAGAAGAAACUUAGAUCCAUUUAAUGAAAGAUCAGAUUUUGAGCUAUGGGAUGUUUUAAAAAGAUGUGGUUUGAUUAAGAUUGACCAAUUGAGUGCUUUAAAAAAUCAAUCAUCUAAAGCUGAUAACGCUCAAACUUUAGCCAAUAAAUUUCAUUUGGAAGCUCUUGUUGAAGAUGGCGGUUCUAAUUUUUCAUUAGGUGAACGUCAAUUAAUUGCAUUGGCAAGAGCUUUGGUUCGUUCAACUAAGAUUUUGAUUAUGGAUGAAGCAACUUCAAGUGUUGACUAUGAAACAGAUGCCUUGAUUCAAAACACAAUCUCCAAUGAAUUUAAAAACUGUACAGUCCUAUGUAUUGCCCAUAGAUUGAAAACUAUUGUGAAAUAUGAUAAGAUCUUAGUUUUAGAAAAAGGUGAACUGGAAGAGUAUGAUUCGCCAUUGAAGCUGUUCAAUAAGAAUGAGAUUUUCAGAGACAUGUGUAAUAGCUCAGGUAUUUCAAUUGAAGAUAUGGCAUAUUGA